Molecule: messenger RNA, 1257 nt
Organism: Coniophora puteana RWD-64-598 SS2
Lineage: Eukaryota; Fungi; Basidiomycota; Agaricomycetes; Boletales; Coniophoraceae
Exons: 2
Coding region: 1-1257 (418 amino acids)
Source: RefSeq, a predicted model, not a curated record
AUGGACAAGAAGCGCAAGCGCACCACCGAGCCAGGCGAACAGACGAGGCAGAUCCGUCAUCAAAGUAGCGUCCCCAACUCUACCCCAGACAACUCGGAGAACUGGGCCGAAGAUUUCUACCAUCUCUUGGACCUCUCUUCUCUCUCAAACCACGAGGACAUAUCCGACCGUUUCGAAGCUAUCGCUCAAGCCCUUCUCCAUGACUUUUACUUCUGUUUCGUCGCGGAUGGAACUGAGAAUAAGUUUGAACUCCUCGAGGCCGAGUUUUACCUGAAAUCGCCGGAACACGAUGAUCCGUUCACGCACGGCAGUGAUGAGCAGAAAGGAGCGGGCCGGUGGUACUUCCAUCGUACACCUCGCAAAGCUGGCGCCGUUUCGAGUGCCCCCAUCAUCCCAACGGCCGCAGGCGGGUACAGGGGUGGCACGCGUAAAGGCCUUGACCUCACCAUCGGAAGGCCACUACCACCUUCUGUCAAGUCGUCUCGGUACUUCACGCAGCAAAAUCCCUCACCUGCCAAAGACCUUAGUUCUGGGUCCACUUCCAGCGCCUUGUCCUCCCUAUCAGAAAUGACCGGAGGCGUGCUCCUGCGCUCUAUCCGUCGCCUCUCAGACGGCAAUGUCUCGUCAGGCCCUUCUCUUCUCGUUGACCAGCUCCUUCGUCUUGGAAAUGCGAGCAACGUCCAGGACCUUGUCUCGAACAAGUGGGGCGGCGACAUCUCUGUGACCGUUCUCGCGCACGAUGCACCGGCACCCGCGCGAACCUGCCUAUUUCUUCGCAAGAGACCGCCCCCGGGGACUCCAUCCUGCUCUACCCCGCCAACCAUCUACGCUUCCCCGAGAAUCGGCCUCGAUCUCACAAACCCUGCGGCCCAAGCCACUCCUGACAGUCCGCGCGUCGCCUUCGUCAGCAGACCGUACCGCUUCUUUAUCCACCCAGAGAAGCUCACCGCCUACGGGCGUAUGCAGACGUUCAUUGGAACCUGCGCUUUUUUGGCUGGCGGAGAGACCAGAUCCGAAAAUGCGUACGGCAAGGAACUGUCUGCAAUUUCCCCUAAGGCGCUCGAGGGCGCCUGCACGUUGAUGGCGCUCAAACUUCCCUCAGGCCAGGGGUAUAUCGAGGCUUUCCGCGAGGGCUACGAGACUAUGUCCCUAAAGACGUUCGUAGGUGCGGCUGGGAAGAACGCGCUCAGAAGUACUGGCUAUCUUGCCAUGGUUGGAGCUGUUCAACGUUCUCUCGAGGCGAAAGGAGAAACCUGA